Molecule: messenger RNA, 6158 nt
Organism: Xyrauchen texanus (razorback sucker)
Lineage: Eukaryota; Metazoa; Chordata; Actinopteri; Cypriniformes; Catostomidae
Product: genetic suppressor element 1-like
Exons: 16
Coding region: 97-3519 (1140 amino acids)
Source: RefSeq, a predicted model, not a curated record
AGCGCACUCGACUGCUGCGCUGCCGCCGGAGGGAACGCAAUGGAUUUACGACUGCACUAGAUACAUGGAAAAACGCUUUUGAUUCUGUUUUAAGGUAUGAGCCAUAACCCAAAGUCCUCAUUAGUAGGAAUGAUCUCAACCACACCAUGCGCCAUGGCAACUAUAAGCCCCCUGACUCCCUCCCCAAUCAGUGGAGCAAUGGUAGCCAACGGAAGCCCGGCAUCACAGUCAGCACACUCUGGAUUCGCUGCAGCUCUCCGCAAACUAGCCAAACAAGCCGAAGAGCCAAGAGGUCCUAUCAGUAGCGAGUCAUCACACGUUUCUUCCCCGGUGACCAAUCACAUUUCUCUGGUCAGUACGCCUAAGCGGGUUGCCAUGGGUACCUGCCUGGGCCCGACCACUGGCACCCCACCUGUGGUCACCAUCGCCCCGACUAAAACAGUCAACGGUUUCUGGCGGUCUGAAGGACGUCAGGCUGAUGCAGGAUUGGGAGGGUCUAGUCAAGAGCGUUUGUCCUCAGAUCACCCUCUACCAGCUCAGGAGAAGACCUCCCUCUCUCUCCCACCAUUCCUUGGGGCAGCCCACCCUUUCAGCAUGACCCCAAGUGCUUUCAUGCAAGACCAUCAUCUUCAAACUCACCUGUCUCGGCAGGUGCCUCAUAUGCUGCUAGCAGGGGCUCAGGAGGAGUAUCUGCGGGAUGGGUUUCGUCCAUACCCGUCCGCUGAGGAGCUACGAAUGCCUUUACUUCCUCUUGGGCUCAGCCCAGGAGCUGCAGCAGAAACUCUUGCGUACCUCCAGUCAGGAUACCUGCACCACCCCUCUCUGGCUUCAUACAGGAUGGAAGACUACUACAGUCUGUCUGCCCUCCGCUCGCCUUACUACCAGCUUCCAGAAGGGGGCACCCUGCCAUCCCUCCACCCCUCUGCUGUUCACAUGCCCAUGCAGGGAGUCUUUUACCCCGGUGACAUGGCACGCCAGUCGCUGUCAGCUCUGCACUCUGAGAGGCUGCAGAUGGAGGAGGAACUUCGCCAGCAGGGGCGGGAAAGAGAACAAGAGAAAGAGAGGACGCGUGAAAUUGAACGAGAGAGGGAGUGGGAAAAAGAGGUGCAGAGGGAGAAAGAGAGAGAGCGAGAGAAUUAUAUUAAGACAGAGCGUGUGAGAGAGAUCCAGGUGGUUAAAGCCAUGGAGAAACGCCAUCUGAGCCACGAGCCCACUGCAAACCAACACUUGAUCUCUCACACGAACUCACACUCAUAUACACACCGGCAGCAAGUGAAGGACAGAGCCAAGCUGGAGGACAGACUUGCUACUUACAGACUGGACAAAGCCAAAGAAGCUUCACUGCUCAAGCCUCAGUCAGGUUCAUAUCUAUCCUCAGGAGGUUCUUCAUUCUCAACCUCAGGCCAAGGCCCAUCUUCAGGAGUCCAGUUUGGAGCAGGUUCUGGAAAGUCCCACAGAUCCCUUGUAACGGCCAUGAUGCUCCAGCGGCAGGAAGAAGAUGACCGAUGUCUGGCAAGACAGAGAAGUCUAAAGAUGGAGAAAGUGGAUCGACAAGGUCAGGAAUCAAUGGAGAAUCCACACCAGGUUCGAGGGAAGCUCCUGGAUGUCGGUCGGGCUGCAGAACCAACAGAACCACAAAGGGAUCAGCACAGGUAUAGUGCACACCAUCAGGACGUGGGUGUUAGAGACCUACCCCAACAUUUGGGGGCACCGCCUCCUCUCAUAUCCCCUAAACCUCUUCCUCAAAAGCACCACCCAUCCCCUUCCACUCCCAGAACUCUUUGGAACCCUGUUUCCCUCCUCAACGCCCCGUCCGAUCGGCCUCUAUCCCAUAUACAUCCUUUCUCAAGCCACUCCAGACCAAAACCAUCUGAAGAUGAAGCCAGGCAGCAAAACUGCACUGACAGGCCCUCCUCCAUGCAGGUGAACAGCCUCCUUGAAUCUGGUAAAUGCCUGGCAGAGCUUGAGAAGUCCACCCGGAGCUUUCUGAGCCAGCAGAGGGCAUUAUUCUCUCAAUCUGGACCUGGAGACAACAGCCAAAUCCAAGGGCCAUGCUGUCAGGGGCCAGCUUCAGAGGGGUCAGACCCCAUGUUGGUCUAUGACCAGGCUCUGCAACAGCACAGGAGGCUGGUCAGCAAGCUGGACCUAGAGGAAAAGAAACGCAAGGAAGCCAGAGAUAAAGGUUAUUAUUAUGAAUUAGAUGACUCUUAUGACGAGAGCGAUGAGGAGGAAGUCCGAGCCCAUCUGAGAAGAGUUACUCAGCAACCUCCUCUCAAACUAGAUACAUCUAAAGAGAAGAUGGAGUUUCUGGGUUUGUUUGGACUGAGCACUCUCUAUAAGCGUAAUGAGAUGCUGGAAAUGAAGAGGAGGAAGAGGAGGAGGAUGAUGAUGCAGGAUAGAGUCCCUUCACCUCCAACAGUGCAGAACAAACGUAAGACUCUUCCUCCUCAGCCUCCUCUCACCACAUGCUACACCCCAGAGGAGAUGGACAACACUGCUGAACUAGAGGACAAGAAGCAUUUCCUCAGUAUCUUCAACCUGGACCACGUCAGUCUGAAGGAAAGAAAAAAAAACGAGAAGAUCAUGGACAUGUUGGAAGCUAUCAAACAUAAAAACAUAACUCUGGGCACCGUCAAAUAUGCCUUAGACAAAACCAGUUCCAGUCCAUCUACUUCAGUGUCUGCUGUCUCACAACUCAAUCAAUCAGUCAGUAAUGAUCACCUUGAACCAAUCAAUUACUCCCCUGAUAACCCUCAACCUCCAGACCCGCCACCACUGGCUCCUCUCCAUGCCCAAGGCCAACCCAAAGAGGCUUCACCCAUUAGAGGGGAUCCUAACCUGAAGGCCAGUGCUCAGCUGCCACUCUCCCGACCCAAGGAUCACCCACCUGGGCUGAAUGGACUAAACGACAGACACAAAGUCUGGGAAAACAUAAACUCUGAGGAGUUUGCUCAAAACUUCCAUCAGUCUGUACUGCAGUCUACCCUAACAUCCCAACACAAACAAAAAGUAGGUGCUACUGUAGGAGCAAAUGAGCAGUUUGACAUGUCUCAGCAUCACCCUCCAGAACUACAGAGUGCAGUCAACAAGAUCCCACAUGUAGAGACCAAUGGCCACUCCUGCCAUAUAUCACCCCACCAAGACUCUCCAGGGGUGAGGCAUGAUUUUUCAGCUGGGGAGGACAUCAGUGAGGAUGAAGAUGUUGCAGAUGGAACUUUCAGCCCCAGGUGGAAAGGGAUUGAGUCAAUAUUCGAGGCAUAUCAGGAGUACAUAGAGGAGAGAAGUGUAGAGCAUCAGGUUCUUCAGAGUGAGUGUAGACGUCUUGAGACACAGCAUUACAAUCUCACACUCACAGCUGAGCAGCUUUCUCAAAGCAUGAGGGAGCUGUUGGCACAGAAGCACAAUCUGGCAGUGAAAAAAGAUCGAAUGCAUGCUGAACUGGAGCACUUGAAGAAAUGCUUGACACUGCCACUGUUACACUGGCACAGAGGUUACUACAAGAGGCCUUCACCGAGGUGAACUUACCCUUUUGAUGUGGAUCCAAAGUACUACAUCUGAACCUCAGACUGCAGUAUACAGAGCAGUACGGCAGUAUUAGAAGAAAUCAAUGUGGCCUCUUUGUAGGAAAACUUUAUUAACUUAAUGUGUGAUUUCAGCUUUGGUGUGAGAAAGCUAAGACAAAGACAUAUUCUGGUGCCAAUGUUUGAUGCCUCACUGUGACAUUCUGCACUACACAUCCUACUGCUAUAUACAGAAUCUUACCCUGAACAAAUCAAAAAUCCACUGCUAACUAAAGAUCAUGAUACAUAUCCAAUAAAUUGAUUAAAUCUAAUGGAGACAUUUAAAAGACUAAUGCCAAGAAGUGCAGAAAACCAAUCCAGAGAUGGCUAGAGUUUAAGAAAUAUCUCCACUUGACUGUUUCGCCUGCAAAAAUCUCUGAAAAUGCACUUAAAACUUAUUUAGAUUUCUCAUACCUGAUGGAUCAAAACUGUUGUACUUUAGAAGGGAAGAUAUGUUUAAAAACAUUGAGUUAAAAUAUUUUAAUAUUUAUACAAUUUUUAAAGGAGAAUGAUUAUGUAAAAAUAUUGUCAAAAUUAUGUUUUGUAUGAUUUUAUUAUUAAUGAUUAAUUAUCAAAGGCCUGUUAUUUGUAAUAUAGAUAUUUUAAUUCUUUUUUGUGAGAGAAAAUGUGUUGACAUGAUACUGCUGGUCAGAACUGGGAAAAAUGUGGUGGUAAUUUUAGAGUCCUCUUUUAAAAACCUAACAGGUCGACAAGAUGAUCAUUAAUAUACAUUUAGGAAACAUAUUGAUUUUGAUGUAGAUUAUUAAUUGUGUAAGAAUAGCUUGAAAUUGAUUAUGUUGUCUUUUAAAGGUGCACUCAUUUUUGCUUUUUUAUAGUUGCAUAGAUUCAGCAUCACAUUAUAGCGCAAGUUCGCAGUUACCAAUGACAUUUUAUAGACGUGCAAUUCGCAAGCAGCCAUGAUUAUGUUAUCCCAUGCAUGAAAACGCCUAAUUAGGAUUAUCCAGAUAAAAUAAGUAAUAUUUAACUGGUCAUGAAAUCUCUCAACAUGGUGGCGCUCAUGAAUGUGCACCCAGCACCAUAUGAAGAAUAAAUCAGCCGAUAUAGAGUCUUCAGCUCAUUUGAGUUUCCAUCAUUUUAAAUAUAUUUUAUAAAUAUACUAUUAAUUUCUAUCUGUUUAAAAGUAUCACAAUUAGGAAAAAUCACUGAGUGCACCUAUAAAAGUGUUUCUUAUUUAUUGGUAGCCUCUCUUGUCACACAUCAAAUCCAGAGUUGAAUGCCAUAUCCAUCACUGACCAACAUUUCAGAAAUCGGUGGCUAUUCGGAAAUGGGCACUUAAAUAAACUAAUUGAAUGUGGGUAACACUUUUUAAUAACUUUCAUUAAUCAAUUAAGUCAUUAACAAAGAUUAUAUAAUGCGAAAAGAAUUUAGUUUAUUUUUAUGGCAUCUAUAUGUGAGUGUACUGACCAAAUAAACAUAUAGUGGGCAUACUCAUACAUUUAAAAUGUACAAUCUCUAUUUUUCUUCUGGAAGAAAUGGACCAAAAUAUUUAUGUACACAGGCAUAUUCAAAAAUGGACAAAGCCCAUCGAUAUGUCCCUCCCUAACUUUCUGUUUCAAUAGGAAACAUGUCAACACAGGAAAGAAAAUGGAAUGUUCAUUACAGGGAUAGUUCACCGAAAAAUUUAAAUCCUCCCAUUAUUUUCUCACCUUCAUGCCAUUCCUGAUAUGUAUGAGUUUCUUUCUUCCACAGAACAAAAAUAAAUAUUUGUAGAAGAAUAUAUCAGCUCUGCUGGUCCAUACAAUGCAAGUGAAUGGGUGUCAAAUAUGUGAUGCUCCAAAAAGCACAUAAAGGCAACAUAGCAGCAAUCUAUAUGACUCUAGUGGUUAAAUAUAUGUCUUCAGAAGGGAUUUGAUGGUGUGGGUGAGAAACAUAAUUCCUUUAAUUAAUGAUGUUAAACAUAUUGUUUGUUAAUGAUUUGCUAUUGAAAGUUGUAAUGAAAGUGUUACCCAUGUCUUGUAACUUACCCAAGAUGAUUAUAUUUUAAAGCUACAGUAGCUGCCAUAAGAACAGUCAUUUAAGUUGAGCAUUUGUAUAUUUGCAGACUUUAGUUUUUUGUAUUUUUUCCCAGCAGUAAUAAAAAAAAAAAACACUAUUUAUAAUUAAGUAAAACUACAUUUUUCCAGAUAAGGUUAACACACAAAACAAAAAGACCCAUGCCGAAAGUGAGGAGUUACAUUCCCCACUUUCCCUGUAUGACACAAGACGACUCCGACCUGCAGGCCUGUAGUUACUGUUGCAAGUUUAUAAUGUUUAAAACAAGAAUGAAGUAUCGAAUUAGGUUUAUCUAUUUUUGGGGAAAUGGAAAUUAACUCGAACAGCCAUUUGUGGUUGUUGCAAAAAACAAAUAAAAAACUGUGAAAUGUCUUUAGUUUAAAUUUUUAGUGAAACAAAAUAUAAGUUAAUAUAUUGUUGAAAGUAUAAAUACUUAUUUAUGGAUCGAUUUUUGUAAUUGCUGGAAAAAAAGAGUAAUGUCUUGCCAUAUUUUGUCUAUGAAACAAGCAAAGUUUGAGAAAGUAAUGGUCAUUUUUCAUCCACAAGGGUAAAAUGAUCUUUCAGUUGUGGUUUGACCCUGUUACA